GUAUAAAAUGCCCCGUGUGCAACAAGUUUGUGCUGCCGGACGAUGUAGAGUGUCACAUUGUGAUGUGCCUCACGAAGCCACGGAUCAGCUACAAUGAGGACGUGCUGACCGAGGACAAGGGCGAGUGUGUCAUCUGCCUGGAGGAACUGGAGCAGGGGCAGACGAUCGCCCGGCUUCCCUGCCUCUGCAUAUACCACAAGAGGUGCAUUGACGACUGGUUCAAGGUGAACCGAACAUGCCCCGAACACCCUGGCGACUGACCGCCGGCCGCCGAUCUGUGACCUGUGACCUGUGACCUGUGCUGACCUUUGGCGGGCACGAGCCUUCAGGUGGCACACAGCCCCGGCGGUGUGUGGACUUCUAAGCUGUGCCGCCGCUAACGUCUGCCAGUGAUCGCCAAAUCGAAGGGCAUUGUCGGAAUGUGGCGUGGGCUUUAUCGAGGCUGUUUUGUACGUCGCCUUGCGUGAAGUUUGUCGUUGAGCGGGCGAGCUUGUGAAGAAGCGGCUGAUGCUGGGGAAGGAACUGCUUAUUUGUUAACUUUCGGGAAAUUCGCAGAUUAGUAGAAUACGCCGCGUGACUAUGGGAGGCAACUGCACGGCCGUUGUCGCCACUCAACCGUCCAGAAGAGAGGCGUUUUCUUCGCGAAUCGAACCUUUAAACUCUCCGAAAUAUUGAAGUUGCGGGUAAAAUUGUUCUUGGUUACCAUUGUCGACCAUGCGAGCCAAAUGGAGUUUCACGGCGUCCGACCUUGAGCUUUCUCGCGCGGAAAGACGCGGCGCACGGUCGCCCUGUGGGGCGCCGGCCGUCUGAUCUCGCGGCCACGAAGGUAGCGGCGGCGCGUGCUGCGGUGACCGGCUCCCGUUGGCUCCGCACACCUUGCUGUGGACACAUGGCAGUGGAAGACAUCGCCGGGUGCCAGCAGUGCCGAGGGAUCGAUGUGAUACGCGCGGGGCGUCGUCCCCGUGUGCGCCCACGCGCCGCCCGACCCCGUUGACGUCAGAGACUAUUUUGUACAGGGCAAUAAGGAGUGGGCCCGCGCGCUGCGCCGCGCCGGCUAGCCGGUGCCGCCGUGCGUUCGCCACCGGGCAGUGCCGGCGUAUGGUGGGCUCAAAUCGGUCUGUUUAGCCGCCGCGUAGGUUUUAGUACUGCAUAUUACGCAUAAUAUUUUGAGCUGGCUCGUGAGACUGAGACGCUGGCGGCAUAGGCGAAAGCCAGGCCACGGAGCGUGCCGUGCCGGUGGCAGCGGAUUGGGCGCGGGGUCGGCAGUGGAGGGUGCUGCCUGGAGCCUGACCGCCGAUCUUGUGUGUGUGUGGGGG
Pollicipes pollicipes is the source of this 1316-nucleotide messenger RNA. Its product is annotated as E3 ubiquitin-protein ligase ZNRF1-like. The annotation marks the transcript as partial. Gene Ontology annotation, biological process: protein K48-linked ubiquitination; proteasome-mediated ubiquitin-dependent protein catabolic process. The transcript has 3 exons. Gene Ontology annotation, cellular component: membrane; intracellular membrane-bounded organelle; cytoplasm. The record is from RefSeq and is a predicted model, not a curated record. NCBI's taxonomy places the organism in Eukaryota, Metazoa, Arthropoda, Thecostraca, Pollicipedomorpha, Pollicipedidae. Gene Ontology annotation, molecular function: ubiquitin protein ligase activity.